AUGCCCUCGCGCGAGUUCCCCGCCCCUCCAGACUUAUCGGAGCUGCUCAAGUUCUUCGAGUCCGACGAAGGCAAGGCGCGAGUGAGCCGGCAAAACGUAGCGACUCGCGCCAGCACCCAGCGAAGUCGAUCACAGUCGUCUCAGUCAAGACGCUUGAGUAGUGGGAGUCUCAACGCAGCAGCCUCGAAGGUCUGGCUAUCACCUCCCCAGACUAAGUCUACGACUGCUGGUACUCGCCGUCUUUCGCAGCCUCGGGCGGCCAGAAGCGAGAACAAGCCUGCUGCAGAUGAGAAGCCCAGCACCACCCCGCAAGGCUGGAAUGCCUCCACUCUGUUGCCUCCAGCACCUGCUAAGUCCCUCAGACACCAGCUCUUGUGUCGAACGUACCAGCCACCAGCGCCUGUGUUCGUGGUGCCCUCGGAAGCGAGUGAGCUGCUGGACCGACUAGCUAAGGGUACGAUCUCCUCUCGCUCCAAGUUGAAGCCCCAAGCUGAUCUGAAGAAAUGCAGUGUCGGUGGUGAUGACCGAUCGUCGAGUGGGGUGCGACCAGCAGCGCCAACGGAUACUCGAGGGCGGGAUGCCAUUCAAACGCUGCUGUUCUACCGGAAGGAGGUCGAGAAGAGACGUCGACUUGACACGAACGAGUCGCGGGCGGACGAGUGA
Molecule: messenger RNA, 663 nt
Organism: Phytophthora sojae
Lineage: Eukaryota; Oomycota; Peronosporomycetes; Peronosporales; Peronosporaceae
Exons: 1
Coding region: 1-663 (220 amino acids)
Source: RefSeq, a predicted model, not a curated record